Python bivittatus (Burmese python) is the source of this 609-nucleotide messenger RNA. NCBI's taxonomy places the organism in Eukaryota, Metazoa, Chordata, Lepidosauria, Squamata, Pythonidae. The record is from RefSeq and is a predicted model, not a curated record.
GAUGUGAAUGGACAAGCCAAGGAGCCUUUGGGGCCCCGACUUUGCCACCUCAAGAAAGGCCCCAAUGGCUACGGGUUCAACCUGCACAGUGAGAAGUCCAGGCCUGGGCAGUUCAUCCGGUCGGUGGAUCCGGAUUCACCAGCGUCCAAGGCGGGUCUCCGACCACAAGACAAACUUGUUGAGGUCAAUGGGAUCAAUGUAGAAGGCAUGAAGCAUUCAGAAGUUGUGGCCCAUAUCAAGUCUAAGGAAAAUGAAGCUAGGUUGUUGGUAGUGGACCCUGGAACAGACGAAUAUUUCAAGAAACUUGGCAUCACUCCUGCUGAGGAACACAUUCGAGGGGGAGUUCCUCAACCUAUGACGAAUGGGUCCGCGCAAACCCAGCUGAAUGGAGGAUCCCUGUCUUCAUCCCACAGCGAUUGCCAAAGUCCCGAGGAGGCCGAGGUAAAGACGCAGCCUUUUUCUCGUCCGGGCCAAGGACUGAAUUGCAAAGCGCUGAGAUUUCGUCCUUCGCCGCCUGCUCUUCCAUUGCGGGGUGGCCGGCUUUCCUGCAGAAGCUUCUUCUUAGUCCUGCCUCUUCCUCUUCCUCCUCCUCCUCCUCCUCCUCCUCCU